Daucus carota subsp. sativus is the source of this 1379-nucleotide messenger RNA. Its product is annotated as patatin-like protein 2. Lineage: Eukaryota; Viridiplantae; Streptophyta; Magnoliopsida; Apiales; Apiaceae. Gene Ontology annotation, biological process: lipid metabolic process. Gene Ontology annotation, molecular function: glycerophospholipase activity; monoacylglycerol lipase activity. The coding region runs from base 45 to 1238 and encodes 397 amino acids. The transcript has 7 exons. The record is from RefSeq and is a predicted model, not a curated record.
AUAUCUGUAACCUGUAACCAUAGUAUUCCACUUUGAAUUAUCAAAUGGAGAGAUUAUCGUCUUUGCUUCGAAUCCCGCCACCAACAUAUGGAAAAUUAAUUACUGUUCUCAGUAUCGACGGAGGUGGUAUUAGAGGCCUUAUUCCUGCCACCAUUCUGGAAUUCCUCGAAUCCAAGUUCCAGGAGCUAGAUGGCAAAGAUGCGAGACUUGCUGAUUACUUUGAUGUCAUUGCGGGCACGAGCACUGGUGGUCUCGUGACGGCUAUGCUAACCGCACCAGAUGAAAACAGGCGGCCUCUGUUUGCUGCUAAAGAUAUCAAGCCUUUUUAUCUCCAACACGGUCCCAAAAUAUUCCCACCAAGGAGUGCAUUCAAACAAUUACUAGGCCCCAAGCAUGACGGAAAAUACCUUCAUGAUGUUGUGCGAGAAAAGCUAAGGGACACGAGGCUGCAUCAAACAUUGACGAAUGUAGUUAUUCCUACUUUCGACAUCAAACAUCUGCAGCCCACAAUCUUCUCCACUUAUGAGGCCAAGAAGUACCCAUGUUUUAAUGCUCGGCUAUCUGAUAUCUGCAUUAGUACCUCUGCUGCUCCAACAUACCUUCCUGCCUAUAGGUUCAAUAACUACGAUAGCCAAGGGAACGUCCGUGAAUUCAAUCUUAUAGACGGUGGUGUUGCAGCCAAUGAUCCCACCUUGGUUGCAAUCACUGAAGUCACGAAACAGAUAUUCGAGGGUAAUUCAGAUUUCUUGCCAAUAAAGCCGACGGAUUAUGGUCGGUAUCUGAUAAUUUCAGUAGGCACGGGCUCUGCGAAGAUUGAACAAAGAUAUGAUGCGAAAAGAGCAGCCAAAUGGGGUCUUUUGGGAUGGUUGCGCCAUCAGGGCUCGAAUCCAUUGGUGGAUGUUUUUACGCAAGCUAGUGGAGAUAUGGUUGAUUACCAUCUUUCUAUAGUCACUCAAUCUCUUCACUGUGAAAGAAAUUAUCUCAGAAUUCAGGAGGACACCUUAACAGGGAUAGACUCAUCAGUAGACACAUCCACCAAAGAGAACUUGAAAAGGCUAGUCGGAAUCGGUGAGAAUCUGUUGAAGAAACCAGUUUCCAGAAUAAACUUGCAUAAUGGUGCUCAUGAAGAAGUUGAAAACGGUGGAACCAAUGAAGAAGAAUUAACAAGGUUUGCGAAACUGUUGUCAGAAGAAAGGAGAUUUAGAGAGCUAAGAUCUCCACGCAUCAACAGAGCCUAAAAGUCCAAGGGUCGUCAUCUCAAUAAUUUACUAUAUUGAUUCGAGCUAAUUUUUUUACUCCGAAGACUAGUAUCAAAUGCAUUAUAAUCAGAUCUCUGUAAUUUUUUAUCCUCGUAUUGAUAAUCAGAUCUUUGUAAUUUU